Molecule: messenger RNA, 405 nt
Organism: Caenorhabditis remanei
Lineage: Eukaryota; Metazoa; Nematoda; Chromadorea; Rhabditida; Rhabditidae
Exons: 3
Coding region: 1-405 (134 amino acids)
Source: RefSeq, a predicted model, not a curated record
AUGGGUUUGAACUCUUGUCAAGAGAAACUAAAACGAACCGCUGAAUCCACCGACACACAUCCACUCGAGUCCACGGAAAGUUCUGACCAUUUUGUGGCUGCUCACGGAAAGCCAUCAAUUGAAUCACGUCAUCUGGAAGAGUGUAUGGAAGGAGAAGAGCUGCUUGCGAGGCUCCGACCAGUACAAGAAGAGUUAAUGCAACGGAAUGCAUUCUGGAAAAAUGAGGAAGAAAGGACAAACCGUAUUUCGAAAGUUUUCUCGGCGAGUGUCAUCAGGAAGUUUGGCGAGAAGAAGAGCUUUGGUACGAAGAAAUUGAACUUGAUCACCGAAAUCAACGAGAAGAGAUUCAUAAUCAAUGAGGAGACGCAGGCAACUGGAGAUUUCAGAAGCGGAGAGCUGGAAUAG